UCAAGCAAAGAAAGUAUAUUUGUUUAUUUAUUCAUUCGUUUAAAUUAAUUUAACCAGUAGAAAAUAUAUAAGUAAAUUGCGUCAAAAUGGUCGUGAAAGUAAUGUGGAUUCAGUCGUGGAUUACUGUAUCGAUAUCGCUGUGCGUGCUUAUGGUAUUAGUGUUGUUCGUAUUAUUCUGCUUAUGUUGGAAGAAAAAAGAAUCAAAAUCGCUCCAUGAACUUUGCAAUCUAGAUAAGAGCGACCUGAGCAUGACCGAAGGAAUUAACAUUACGUAUGAAUCUAGCUCUACGAGCUUUUUCAGAAGGUUCUCGAACGCGGCCCUAAUCAAUCCCACAUUUAAAUUCAACGGUCCGGAUAGCGAGAAAAUACUAACGGCUUACGAACAAUCCAAAUCCUUGCCGAUCGAAAGGGAUCUGAUGGACUCAUUGGACAUUCAAAAACAGUUCAAUCAGUCCGUUUUACAAAUAGAUAACAAUUACGUGCACAUCGAUCAGGACGAUGCGAAAUCUUGCCGCAGCUUAGACUCAAGGCACAGUUUCUAUUCCAUUUAUCCAUUCACGAGAUCGCAUUCAGUAGCGGACACGAUGAAAAGCGCCUACAGUGGUCCAGACAGUCUUGAAGAUUGUUAAGAUGGAUGGAUUCAAUUUAAUUUAUAAAUUUUAAUUUAGCAACUAUUUAUAUUUGUAUAGUUUAUACGCCAUUUAUUUGAGUAUAUACAUCUAAUAAAAAAAAAACAAACGAUUACAUAAUA
Messenger RNA from Nicrophorus vespilloides, 751 nucleotides. RefSeq lists its product as uncharacterized. The transcript has 5 exons. NCBI's taxonomy places the organism in Eukaryota, Metazoa, Arthropoda, Insecta, Coleoptera, Silphidae. Bases 87 to 629 code for a protein of 180 amino acids. The record is from RefSeq and is a predicted model, not a curated record.